Prorocentrum cordatum is the source of this 2188-nucleotide messenger RNA. Lineage: Eukaryota; Dinophyceae; Prorocentrales; Prorocentraceae. The record is from the annotation of a GenBank genome assembly.
AUGCUGGCAUUCACUGUUCUGCUCAUCGCCGCGAAUGCCUUUGGGGAGGGUUUCGACCCGGACAGCCGCGGCGAGGGGCACGUGAAUUUUUACGACACGAUGGGCGUCCCCCGCGAGUCGGACAUGAGGGCCAUUCGGAAGGCUUACAAGGCGCUCGCGUUGUCCUGGCACCCGGACAAGAACCCUGGCUGCCGCGACUGCAAGACGCGCUUCGCGGCGAUCUCCGAGGCCUACGAGACGCUGUCAGACCCGGAGAAGAAAAAGGCGUACGACCAGCAGAGGGCGCACAAGGGCUCCCUCGAGUCCAUGGCCUCGGUGGAGCUCACCGCCGAGAACUUCGAGAGGCUAGUGCUGCGCUCGAGCGAGGUCUGGAUCGUCCAAGUCUACAGUCCGAGCGACCACUUUUGCAAGGACUUCCACCCGAUUUGGGAGGACGUGUCCCUCUCCCACCAGAGCGUUGCCAGGUGGGGCCGCAUCGACGCCCGCGCGGCGCAGUCUCUCCUGCCCCAGCGCGCUCUGGUGCUGCCCGUGGUGUACCGCUUCGCGCACGGGAAGGAGCCCGAGUUCUUCACCUGGAACGGGGACAGGGACUCUGGCGCGGGGCCGUUGACACGCUUCGUGGCGGACUCCUACCCGGCCGUGCGGCACGUCGCCGGCGCCGAGCUGCGGGGCUGGCUGGACGGCCCCUCGCAGCGCGCGAGGGCGCUGCUGCUCAGCAGGGCCGCGCUGCCCACGAGCGGCAGGCGAGCAAUGGAGACGCUGCAGUUCUGGCGCGUGGCCAACUCGCUCGCCGAGUUCGUGGAAGUAGCCACCGCGGACUCCGUGGAGGCGGAGAAGGUGCUCGGCGUGGGCACGGGACCCGCCCAGGGCGACUCCUUCGCGCUCCUGAUGGGCCGCGGGGGCGACGCCCGCCAGCGGAAGUCCUUCGCCGAGCUGGAGGACGUCGCUGGCAACUUCCGGCAGAUGGCCGUGAGGGUCGUCGGCGGCAUGGCGCCCCAUGCGACGCUGCGGAACCACGACCAGCUCUGCUCCGCCAGCGGCCUGGGGAUGGUGACACGCUCCUUCUGCGUGGUGCUGGUCGACGCGGGCGAUGCAGAGGUCUCCGCGGCCCUCGCCGCCGUGAACCAGUCGCAGGUGGAGUACGCCAAGGAGCUGCUGGAGCUGCAGGCCGCGGAGGGCAGCGACGACGAGUCGCAGGAGCCGCCCCUGCACAUCCAGCUGGUGCGCGUGUCGACGGCGACCUCCCGGCUGCCGUGGGAGGCGGCCGGCGUGGGCCCCGCCUUCGCGCAGCUGUGGCGGGAGGUGAAGUACUCGCCCGCCUUUGUGCUGGAGCUGGAGACGCGCCGAGCCGCGGCGGUCAAGCCGAAGAACCUGGGCGAGGUCUUCCAGCAGAUCGCCUACGAGGACCUGCGGCUCGGCGAGCUCCCCGAGGAGCUGCCGCUGCCCCGGGUGUGGGCCGACCCGGAGCGUGGCCUGAAGCGGGAGCUGCUGGCCGCGCUCUCCACCAAGGUCGGUGCCGCCGCGGCCCUGCUCCUGUUCGCCGCGGGCGCCGCCGUAGUGCCGGAGCUCUCGCUGCUGACCAGCGGCGCGGCCGCCGGCUCCCUGGCGGCGCUGCUGCUGGCCAGCUGGCCCGGCCUGUGCCGGCGGGCGCUCCUCCCGCUGUGGUGCGCGGGCUCCCCCGGCGCCUUCCAGUGCCUGUGACCUCCCCGGCCCGCCGCGCGCUCGGCGCCCGCCGCCGGCGGGCGGGGCCUCGGGCCGAAGGAGGGCGGAACGCACGCGAGCAGCUGUAGGCUUCCGCUGCUCCGUGAGGUGAGUCAACGGCGAAGUUCUUUCUCGAAGAGAGCUGGCGGCUCAAGCGCUGGACAGGGUAUGCACGGCCACCCGUCGUGACGUUCGGAUCCCCCUGCUGACCAGCCGUCCGGGGGCGAGCCUUCUCAGAAGGCUCGGAAGGCCUCGGGCCUGUGAACAGUUUUCUGAGUCUCCCCCGAAGACACAGAACCUUUCCUCAGAAGGCUAGAAUGCUUCUGAGAAGCGCCGCCGCCUUCUGAGAAUGCCUCUUCCUUUUCACUUCCCCCCCUUCGUUCGCCGCCGAUUCUGCGGGGGCAGGUGGGACCUCGACUGUUUCGGCCCGAGACGGCUUGCACACUUUGACGCUGCCAUGCGCGGCUCGGAGACGACUUUCCACGUG